Molecule: messenger RNA, 672 nt
Organism: Haemonchus placei
Lineage: Eukaryota; Metazoa; Nematoda; Chromadorea; Rhabditida; Trichostrongylidae
Source: the annotation of a GenBank genome assembly
AUGAGUGGCUAUGCUUGUGGACAACCCGUCUUGUACUAUCAAUGCCAGUGCCCGUCGUUUUGCAGUCCCUACAGUGGAGGGAACGGGGGCUACAAUGGUUAUGAUGUCGGUUCGUACUACUAUCGUUCACGUCAUAGGCCUCACCGACGAAGGCAUCACAAAAAGAAAAAGUUCCGCUUUGAGACUCUGGAAGAAACAGAAGAGGAGUUUCCCGAGCCACCAACGACAACUGAAAAAUCGAAAAGCUCUUCCCAUACCUGGGAAGAUGAGGACAUGUGGGAGAAGAAGUUUGUUAGUCCUAAGUCAAAGGAGAGGGGAGCUUCAGAAGAAUUUCCAGAUAUCAGCAGUGCAGAGAUAGCUGCCGCAAGAGCUCGAAUAAAGUCAAAACAAGAGGAAUCUGAAGUAGAGUCAUCUGGUGGCAAUGGAAGAGGAUCUGGUUCAUUUUCGAGUGCAGAACGAGGACGAGGUGGCAAUGGAGGUGGAGGAGUCGGUACUGGAAGUGGUGUUGGCGUGGGUGGGGUCGGCGUCCAUUCAGGUUUAGGUAUAGGUGCUCCAGGAAUUGGCGGUUUAGGCGGUAGCGGUGGAAUCUUUGGCAUUUCUUCCGGUAUAGGUGUUGGAGUACCGGGAGUCGGACCAAUAGGCGUUUCUAGCGGUCUGGGAAUAGGACGAUAA